AUGGAAUAUCAAUACCUCGGCAGGAGUGGGCUUAAGGUCUCCAAGGUCAUCCUGGGAGCCAUGUCCUACGGCACGCCAGAAUGGCAAGGUUGGGUGUUGAAUGAAGAAGACUCGUUGCCUUUGCUGGAAUAUGCAUACAAGGUCGGCAUCAGAACCUGGGAUACUGCCGAUGUGUACAGCCAUGGCCGGUCCGAGGAGAUUAUCGGCAAGGCCAUCAAGAAGUACAAUAUUCCCCGGGAACGCUUAGUGAUUCUGAGCAAGUGCUAUUUCGGUGUGACUCCAGACACUCCUGGCAACGCCAUUGGUGCAAGUUCGGUCAACGAUGGGGAUAUGCUGAACCAAAUGGGUCUGAGUCGCAAACACAUUAUUGAUGCUGUGGAUAAGAGCGCCGCGCGACUGGGCACCUACAUCGACGUUCUACAGAUUCAUCGACUGGACCGGUCGGUACCUCGUGAAGAGAUCAUGAGAGCUCUCAAUGAUGUCGUUGAAUCUGGUAAAGUCCGGUAUAUUGGAGCUUCUAGUAUGGCUGCAUGGGAGUUUCAGGAACUACAGAAUGUAGCCGACAAGCACGGCUGGCACAAGUUCAUCUCGAUGCAGAAUUACUACAACUUGCUCUACCGGGAAGAGGAGAACGAGAUGAUCCCGUACUGUAACCACACAGGCGUUGGUCUUGUGCCGUGGUCGCCCGUCGCGCGUGGAGCCUUGACUCGUCCUUGGGGCAAUCGGGAUACCCUCCGCGAAAAGACAGACCACUACCUUAAAUCCCGGAUCCGCGAACAAGAGGACCAAGUGGACGAAGAGAUCGUGGGACGAGUGGAGAAAGUGGCCAAGAAGAUGGGCAAGAGUAUGGCCCAGAUUGCGAUUGCCUGGUCUCUGAGCAAGAAGGAUGUUUGUCCGAUUGUCGGCUUGAACAAGAAGGAGAGGAUGGAUGAGGCGAUCGAAGCAUGCAAGAUCAAGCUCAGCGAGGACGACAUCCAAUAUCUCGAGGAGCCGUACAUGCCCAAGAAGAGGCAAGGCUAUUGA
Molecule: messenger RNA, 1023 nt
Organism: Cladophialophora psammophila CBS 110553
Lineage: Eukaryota; Fungi; Ascomycota; Eurotiomycetes; Chaetothyriales; Herpotrichiellaceae
Product: alcohol dehydrogenase
Exons: 2
Coding region: 1-1023 (340 amino acids)
Source: RefSeq, a predicted model, not a curated record